This is a messenger RNA of Closterium sp. Yama58-4, 3768 nucleotides long. The record is from the annotation of a GenBank genome assembly. NCBI's taxonomy places the organism in Eukaryota, Viridiplantae, Streptophyta, Zygnematophyceae, Desmidiales, Closteriaceae.
AUGUCGGGCGGAUCAGCAUCAGGAGCGGAGCUGGAAUGGCCGGCGACGCGCGUGCGCGACACGUUUCUGCAGUUCUUCAAGGAUCGCGAGCACACGCACGUGCCGUCCAGCCCCGUUGUCCCCCUGGACGACCCCACGCUCCUCUUCGCUAACGCCGGCAUGAACCAGUUUAAGCCCAUCUUCUUGGGCACUGUGGACCCCCGCAGUCCCCUUGCCUCUCUCAAGCGCGCGGUGAACUCGCAGAAGUGCAUCCGCGCGGGCGGCAAGCACAACGACCUGGACGACGUGGGCAAGGACACGUACCACCACACCUUCUUUGAGAUGCUCGGCAACUGGUCCUUCGGGGACUACUUCAAACAAGAGGCCAUCACGUGGGCCUGGGAGCUUCUUACCCAGGUGUACAAGCUUCCAGAGGAUCACCUCUACGCUACCUACUUUGGCGGGGACGAGAAGCUAGGUUUGGAACCGGACCUGGAGGCCCGGGACAUCUGGCUGACGGUUCUCCCAGCCAGCCGAGUGCUGCCCUUCGGCUGCAAGGAUAACUUCUGGGAGAUGGGCGACACGGGGCCCUGUGGCCCAUGCACAGAGAUCCACUUUGACCGCCUGGGAGGGCGCGAUGCUGCAGCGCUGGUCAAUGCUGACGACCCCACUUGCAUCGAGAUUUGGAACAACGUGUUCAUCCAGUUCAACCGCGAGGCGGAUGGCACGCUCAAGACGCUGCCUGCGAAGCAUGUGGACACAGGAAUGGGCUUUGAGCGGCUGACGUCGAUCCUGCAGGGCAAGCUGAGCAACUACGACACUGACGUGUUCAUGCCCAUCUUUGAGGCGAUCCAGAAGGUGACGGGAGCGGCACCGUAUGAGGGCAAGCUCGGGAAAGAAGACGUGGGCAACAAGGACAUGGCGUACCGUGUGGUGGCGGAUCACAUCCGCACUCUCUCCUUCGCCAUCGCUGACGGCGCCAGGCCCGGCAGCGACGGUCGCGACUACGUGCUGCGCCGCAUCCUGAGGCGUGCUGUGCGCUAUGGCCGCGAUGUGCUUGGUGCCCAGGAAGGCUUCUUCAGCUCCUUGGUGCCAGUGUUCGCGGACCUCAUGGGGGACACCUUCCCUGAGCUGCGCAAGCACGGCCAGCACAUUCGGGAUAUCAUCAGCGAGGAGGAGGCUGCUUUCGGCCGCACCCUCCAAAAGGGUCUGCAACGGUUUGAGAAGGCUGCCUCUGAAGUGAAGGACGGCAAGCUGAGUGGCCAGGACGCCUUUGUUCUCUGGGACACCUUCGGCUUCCCUGUUGAUCUUACCCAGCUGAUGGCGGAGGAAAAGGGUUUGGCAGUGGACAUGGCAGCAUACGAGCAGGCGAUGACGGAUGCCAGGGAGAUGUCGCGCGGGGCUAGGAGCAAGGGCGGGGCGGGUGCGCUGGUGAUGGAGGCAGAGGCGACAGCAGAGCUGCAGAAGCGAGGCAUUGAUCCCACCGACGACUCGGCCAAAUAUGUGUGGCGCCAGGAUCACCCAACCACCGUACGAGCCAUUUUCACCCCUUCCGGCUUCGUCGAAUCAGUAACCGCCACGUCAGCAGACGCAUCCGCCGAAGUGGGCCUCGUUUUGACCAGCUCCAGCUUCUACGCAGAGCAGGGCGGGCAGAUCUUCGACACGGGCGCCAUCAUCAAACCUGCUAAUAACGGGGAUGCUAAUAACGGGGAUGCGAGGUUCGAGGUGCGGUCGGUGCAGGUGUACGGCGGUUACGUGGUGCAUGUGGGCGUGGUGACAGGUGGCAGCGUGGCAGUGGACGACGCGGUGGUGUGCCAGGUGGACUACGAUCGGAGGGCGCUGGUGGCGCCCAAUCACACGGCGACACAUCUGCUCAACCAUGCGCUGAAGAAGGUGUUGGGAGACCACAUUGACCAGAAGGGCAGCCUUGUUGCAGAAGACCGUCUGCGUUUCGACUUCUCCCACGGCAAGCCCAUCGACCCCAAGGACCUGGGGAAGAUCGAGGGGGAGGUGGUGGAGCGAGUCAAGGCAGGGCUGCCAGUGUACGCGCUCGAGUCCAGCCUCGCAGAUGCCAGGCGUAUCAUGGGGCUCAGAGCGGUCUUUGGAGAGGUCUACCCCGAUCCAGUGCGGGUGGUAUCAGUGGGCACGCCAGUGGAGCAGCUGCUGCAGGACCCGGAGAACCCCCAGUGGGCCAACAGCUCCAUUGAGUUCUGCGGUGGCACGCACGUCAGCAACACAUCAGAGGCGGAGUCAUUCGCGAUCAUCAGCGAGGAGGGCAUCGCCAAGGGCGUGCGGCGCAUCAUCGCCUUCACCACCGCCAAGGCCAAGGAGGCCAUCGCCCUCGCCGACCAGUACGCCGCCCGGAUUGAAGCGGCCGGCAAGCUGACCGGCACCGCUUUGGAGAAGGAAGUGGCAGCACUAAAGGGUUCAGUCGAUUCCGCUGUGAUCCCAGCCGCUUACAAGGCGCAGCUGAAAGCUUCUCUUUUGAAGCUGCAUGACCGCCUACGCCAGGCACAGAAAGCAGCCGCCGGGGCCAACCUGAAGCUCGCCAUUCAGACUGCUGUGGAGACGGCGGCAGCGGCGGCGGCGGCCGGGGAGAGUGUGUGCGUGCUGCGGAUUGAUGUGGGGCUGGAUCCGAAUGCGAUUAGAGAGGCUGUGGUGACUGUGCUGGGGCAGCAGAAGGAGCUGGCGGUGCUGAUGGUAUCGGUGGACGAGGAGAAGGGCAAGGUGCUCGUGUAUGCGGGUGUGCCGGAUGCAGUGGCAGCGCGCGGCCUGUCUGUGCUGGAGUGGCUGCGGGCGGCACUUGUGCCCGUGGAGGGCAAGGGGGGCGGUGGCAAGGGCGGGCUGGCCCAGGGGCAGGGUAACAAGGCUUCAGGUGCAAAUGAGGCGAUGGAGGUUGCUAAGAAGUUUGCUGCAGAGAAGUUGGGGAAAUCCGACGACUCGACCAUGGCCUUCAAGGAUCUACUCAUCGCGUCGUUGUUCGCAGCACUUGUGAUUUCAUGUGCCGCUCAUCGCGGAGGUCGCUUUGGAGGCGGCGGAUUCGGCGGUGGCGUGUGGCGUGACGUCAUCAGCGGCAAACUCGGCACUCCAGUUGGUUCCCUGAGAGCCUUCAUGAACGGAUCGCAGGUGCUCGACGCGAGCGACGCGGCCGUGGGCGACGCGAAUGCGACGGGGGUGAUCGGGCUGGUUGUGUUGAAAACCGAUACGGACUACAACAUUCUAUACCAGGCAGGCGUGCGCGUGACUGAUGCUGGCCUCCCCACCUCCAUCGCCAUCAACUCCGGCGCCGCCGGCGCCGGCGGCUCCGCCGUUAUCGAGUUCUCCGCUACCGAGGCCGCGUGGCAGAAUUACACGUGGAACGGCACGCGCUUCGGCGGGCAGUCCGGCCAGGGCGCGCAGGGCGGCGGCGCUGGCGGCGCGUCCGGGCGCGGCGCGGUGCUGAAGGCGGUGCUGCAGGUGCUGGCGCAGUUCUUCCCGAACCUCAACGCCACCGGCGCGGGUUCCUUCUUCGGCGGGCGCGGCGGGCGCGGGGGCCCGCGCGGAGGAUUCGCGUAUGGCUUCUCCGGUGUUUGGUACAACGCGAGCACGCUCACCAACAGCGCGGGGCGCAGCUACGCUGACGUGGUGGCCGUCGACAUGCUCGCCGCGCCCAGCAGCUUCUUCGGCGUGGUUACCACCGACGCGUUUCAGGAUGGCGUCGUCGGGGGGCCCUUCGCCAACCACACCCGCCACGCGUGGGGUCGUGGAGGCGGCAUGCGCGGCGGCAUGCGCGGUAGUAUGCGCGGGUAG